AACAUCAGUUGUAAGGAGUUUGGGCCAUGGGGCGACAAUUGAUUCUCGUUCUUUCGCUGAUCCUGUUCUGUGGCAGCUCACAUGCUGUCAUCAGUGAGCUGGCCCGCCAGGGCCAAUCUGCCAUACAGGGCUUGGCGGACGCCAAGUUGGCACCUCUGCGCUACUUAGAUGUGCUCUUUGGAGCAAAUCCGGGAGGAAUUCGAGGAAUAAACGGUCCUAUCUACCCACCUAACAGUCCAGCCGUCAUAUCAGCGGCUGCCGCUUUACAAGCAGCCAAACUAUUGGCCAGAGGUCGUGUCUUCCCCCCUGGAUACAGUUCGGUUGAAGCAGGAGUUGCCCAGGGCAGCGACCUGAUCACUAUAAUUAAGAACAGACGAAACAAGGAUCCUCCAGCACUACCAGGCGUUCCAGGAUUUGAUUAUCCUACAGGGUUACCUCUGCUUAUUGCAUUAAGUCGUCUUUAUGGGCCGAAUCCCCAACAAUGGCCACCAUGGCUACCUGGUGGUCCUGGUCCUUCUGGUCGUCCUGGUUCUCCUGGUGGUCCUGGUCCAAACGGACCACUACCGGAUGGAUCAUUCCCGAAUGGAUUUCCACCGGGCGGAUUUCCCAACGGCGGACCCGGCCAGAAUGGAUUUCCACCAGGUGGACCCGGCCAGAAUGGAUUUCCACAGGGCGGACCCGACCAGAAUGGAUUUCCACAAGGCGGACCCGACCAGAAUGGAUUUCCACAGGGCGGACCCGACCAGAAUGGAUUUCCACAGGGCGGACCCGGUCCGAAUGGACCGUAUCCAGAUGGACCUUCCCAGGAUGGAAGUUCCCCAGGUAGACCAAGCCCAGGUGGAUCACCCUCAGAUCAACCUUCAUCGGAUGGAAGUUUUCUAGGGAUACCUUUUCUAGGAGAUCUAUUGGAGCCCUGGUUGAGAAUAUUUCGCCUUCCAUUUGACCUCAUAUUCCCAAGACCUGGGGUAAAUGACAAUCCGUCUGGAGGCGGACCUCCGGGAACUGACGAUGGAGGCGGACCUGCGGGGCCCCAAGGUGGAAAUGGACCUCAGGGGCCAGGAGGUGGACCUCCGGGUGGAAUGGGACCUGGGGGGCCUGAAUUCGGACCACCGGGAAGUGGAGGUGGAGCCGGACCUCCGGGGUCUGAAGGUGGAGGCAAUCCAUGGCAGCGAAUUCAGAUUGGCUUCCCGCCCGGAGGCAGAGAGGGGAGUGGAGGCCCCUUCGGGUUCGGCGGGUUCUUUGAUACCGGAAUAUUCGCUGCACCUGGAUUUUUUGGAACAGGAAUACUAGCUUUCCCGUGGAACCCCUUCGGAAUCUUCACCCCAAUCGGGAACUUUUUUGAAGGAGUGGGACACCUUUUUGGAUUCCCGUCCCCCCACCCUCCGUCACACCGAAACCUGCAAGGAUCAAUCAGCGUGGAUUUCGAUGCCCUGUUCCCAUCACCGAAAGGCCUAUUACGGCAAAUGUUCCCCCUCUUGGGCUAGCACCAAGGAAUCGACUAAUGCAAUUCAAAAUCGGAUCUGGCACUCUAACGCCUAGUCUUAGUUCUUAGUGUUAAGUAACGACCAGUGUCGGGGUAAAAGUAACAUGUGUCUUGGCCAAGCCUUGUAAUUCUAAUACCCAUUAAUAAAGUAAGCAGCAUUCCAAAA
Molecule: messenger RNA, 1649 nt
Organism: Drosophila eugracilis
Lineage: Eukaryota; Metazoa; Arthropoda; Insecta; Diptera; Drosophilidae
Gene: Ebp
Product: ejaculatory bulb-specific protein 1
Exons: 2
Coding region: 27-1484 (485 amino acids)
Source: RefSeq, a predicted model, not a curated record